AACAAGCAGUUGCUGUAGCUGGAGGUAUAAUAGGAGGGAUCCUUUUAUUUGUUCUCAUUGGAAUAACUGCAUACCUGCUCUGGAAGAAGUUUUGCUGCCUCCUCUCUUAUGAAAAGCUCACCAGUCCUGUCAAAACAACAAAUGCAUAUGCCAUCUUUCAGGAUCAAUCCACUUCUGAAAUUCAACCAAAAUGCACAAGAUCCAGAAGUGUUCCAUUUAUCAUUCCCCCAACACUGCACAGGCGAGACUGGACUAACCUGACAAACAAAGAACAUGUUCAGGAAGACAGUGACCCCUACAUGAUUCCUCAGUCUGGGCCACGGUCAUCAUUUCAUUCUUUGGCUGGAGCUUAUGUUGUAGGGACCAUUAACCCAGAGCUGUACAAGUUUCCUGAAGACAAAAGUGAGACAGAUUUUCCUGAAGGCAACAUUGGCCGCCUCUGGUUCUCCAUAGAAUACGAGCAAGAAUCAGAAAGGCUCCUUAUCUCCUUGAUCAAAGUGAGGAAGCUGCAGCCUCCUGCCGAUUCCUGCAGUCUGUUUGUGAAAAUCUACUUGCUGCCUGAUGAAAGCAGCUACCUGCAGUCCAAAACAAACAAAACCCUUAACCCACAGUUUGAUGAAAACUUUGUUUUUCAGGUUUCUAGUAGAAUGUUGCUCCAAAGGACUCUGAAGUUUUUGGUUUAUCAUGUUGAUCAACAGAAAAAGCAUCAUCUCCUAGGCCAAGUUAUCUUCCCACUGAAAAAUGAAACAUUAACUGAUUGCAACAAACUAGUCAUAUGGAGAGAUCUGGAGAAAGAGAACUUGGAGCCUCCUUCAGAGUACGGUGAUAUCCAGUUCUCCCUCAGCUACAAUGACUACCUUGGCCAUCUCACUGUAAUGGUUCUGAGGGCAAGGGGAUUAAAGAUCCAGGAGGAGAGCCAUGCUGUCAGUGUAUAUGUCAAAGUCUCACUAAUGAACCAUAACAAAUUAAUCAAAAGUAAAAAGACAGCAGCUGUUCUGGGAUCUCCCAAUCCAGUGUAUAAUGAAACCUUCCGUUUCAAGGCAGAUCAGACGGAUCUGGAUACAGCAAGCCUGAGUCUAUCUGUGCUCCAGAGUAUCAAUGGCGAAAAAACACAUCUGCUAGGACAUCUAGUAGUUGGACCUUUCAUGUAUACCCACAGCAGAGAACUAGAACACUGGAAUGAAAUGAUCAGCAAGCCGAAGGAGUUGGUUAAACGAUGGCACGCUCUCUGCCACAGCUUGUAG
Balearica regulorum gibbericeps (East African grey crowned-crane) is the source of this 1244-nucleotide messenger RNA. The record is from RefSeq and is a predicted model, not a curated record. Lineage: Eukaryota; Metazoa; Chordata; Aves; Gruiformes; Gruidae.